AUAUCAACCUCCCUCCGACCCUCUGUUUUGUAGAAAAGUUACCCACUUACCACUCCCUCCACCCCUCCCUCCAAUGGCUCUCCUUCUGGUUCUUAUCUCAAUCACAGCCAUCUUCCUCGCUUACAAGCUCUACCAGCGCCUCAGAUUCAAGCUCCCCCCGGGCCCACACCCCUGGCCCAUCGUCGGAAACCUCUACGACAUCAAGCCGGUGAGGUUCCGGUGCUUUGCGGAGUGGUCACAGGCCUAUGGCCCCAUCAUAUCGGUGUGGUUCGGGUCAACCCUGAACGUCAUAGUUUCAAAUUCAGAGCUGGCAAAGGAGGCUCUGAAGGAGAAAGAUCAGCAACUGGCUGAUAGGCACAGGAGCAGAUCCGCUGCUAAAUUCAGCAGAGACGGGAAGGACCUGAUAUGGGCCGACUAUGGACCUCACUACGUCAAGGUCCGAAAGGUGUGCACCCUUGAGCUCUUCUCUCCCAAGAGGCUUGAAGCUCUCAGACCCAUCAGAGAAGAUGAAGUGACAGCCAUGGUUGAAUCCAUUUUCAAAGAUGUCACCAAUCCUGAAAAUCUUGGGAAGAGCAUAUUGUUGAAGAAGUAUUUGGGAGCAGUGGCGUUCAAUAACAUUACAAGACUGGCAUUUGGGAAAAGGUUUAUGAAUUCGGAGGGUGUGAUCGACGAGCAGGGUUUGGAAUUCAAGGCCAUUGUGGCCAAUGGGCUAAAGCUCGGUGCAUCACUAGCCAUGGCCGAGCACAUCCCAUGGCUUCGCUGGAUGUUUCCCCUUGAGGAAGAAGCGUUUGCCAAGCACGGUGCGCGUCGCGACCGACUCACUAGAGCCAUCAUGGAAGAGCACACCCUUGCCCGCGAGAAGAGCGGUGGUGCCAAGCAGCAUUUUGUGGAUGCUUUGCUCACUCUCCAAGAUAAAUAUGAUCUAAGUGAGGACACCAUUAUUGGGCUGCUUUGGGAUAUGAUUACUGCCGGCAUGGACACAACUGCUAUUUCAGUUGAAUGGGCCAUGGCCGAGCUGAUCAAGAACCCUAGGGUCCAACAAAAGGUUCAAGCAGAGUUAGACCAUGUAAUUGGGCUGGACCGCGUCAUGAGCGAAUCUGACUUCUCCAACCUCCCUUACCUACAAUCUGUAGCCAAGGAGGCACUGAGGCUGCACCCUCCAACCCCAUUGAUGCUCCCCCAUCGGGCCAAUGCCAAUGUUAAGAUCGGUGGCUAUGACAUUCCAAAGGGAUCCAAUGUUCAUGUAAAUGUAUGGGCUGUGGCACGUGAUCCAGCGGUGUGGAAAGAUCCAGAAGAGUUCCGACCCGAACGGUUCCUGGAGGAGGAUGUUGAUAUGAAGGGUCAUGAUUUUAGGCUACUGCCUUUUGGUGCUGGGAGACGUGUGUGCCCAGGUGCACAACUUGGUAUCAAUUUGGUUACGUCAAUGUUGGGUCACCUACUGCACCAUUUUAACUGGGCUCCACCCGAGGGGGUUAACCCAGAGGAUCUGGACAUGUCGGAGAACCCUGGAUUGGUCAGUUACAUGAGGACUCCGCUACAGGCUAUUCCUACUUCAAGGUUACCUGCAAGCUUAUACAAAAGGAUGGCUGUGGAUAUUUAAUUUUUAAGAUGUUGGAUUCUCCUUUUAAGCUUUUGGAUUACUUUGAAUGAGAUUGUAAAAUGUUCGAUGACCCUAAUGGGAAAAUAGGGAUCAAAUAAAAAAGACACCGUGUUCUAUGAGUUUGAUCA
This is a messenger RNA of Vitis vinifera (wine grape), 1728 nucleotides long. RefSeq names its product cytochrome P450 98A2. The record is from RefSeq and is a predicted model, not a curated record. The coding region runs from base 74 to 1600 and encodes 508 amino acids. The transcript is spliced from 3 exons. Gene Ontology annotation, molecular function: oxidoreductase activity, acting on paired donors, with incorporation or reduction of molecular oxygen; monooxygenase activity; iron ion binding. Lineage: Eukaryota; Viridiplantae; Streptophyta; Magnoliopsida; Vitales; Vitaceae.